Messenger RNA from Lactuca sativa (garden lettuce), 4509 nucleotides. NCBI's taxonomy places the organism in Eukaryota, Viridiplantae, Streptophyta, Magnoliopsida, Asterales, Asteraceae. The record is from RefSeq and is a predicted model, not a curated record.
AGUUGACCAGUUGCUGGGUGGGGAUUGGAAUGACGCAUGUCGGCAUGGAAAAAAUGAGAUGUGAGAUAGUCUUGGUAGGAGAUAUUAACUUUGAUGUCUCUGCCUCCACAUCUCCAUUCUUUUGAGUUUUGACAACCUCUCAUCUGCUCAUGUCAAUGGUGUCUGCAACAUCCUCUGGUCCUCUGCUAAAUAAUACCAGCUUCUAUGAUGUUUUUAUGAGCUUUAGAGGCCAAGAUACUCGCAACUCUUUUACCGAUCAUCUCCAUGCAACUUUAGAGCGAACAGGAAUUCGCACCUUCAGAGAUAAUGAUGAAAUCAACAGAGGUCAAGAACUCGAACCGGAAAUCGAGAGAGCAAUCAAAGAAUCCAAGGGUUCAGUGGUUGUACUGUCAGAGAACUACGCGGAUUCCAGAUGGUGCCUUGAUGAGCUUGUUUUAAUCCUUGAACAAAGGCGACGCUUCAAUCAUUUUGUUUUACCCGUUUUUUACCAUGUGGAACCCUCAGAUGUCAGAAACCAAAGACAUAAUUUCGCGAUUGAAGUAGACGACGGAGUAGAAGGGUCAAAAUGGACAGAGUAUAAUGUAAAUCGAUGGAAGGCAGCCCUUACAGAGGUUGCUGAUUUGACCGGUGUUGUUGUUUCCGGGCCUGAAACAGAGUCUAUCACCAAAAUUGUUGAUGCAAUCGACUCUGAACUAGAUUUGAAACUAGUUAGUACUCCAGCACAUCUAAUUGGAAUAGAAACUCGAGUUACAGGCAUCGAUUCCUGGUUGAAAAAUGAGCAAUCUGGUGAUAAUUUUCUAGCGAUUUGUGGCAUGGGAGGCUGUGGGAAGACGACACUAGCUCAAUUCAUUUAUAACUCACACAAGCCAAAAUUUGAAAGCAGCAGUUUUCUUGAAGAUAUUGGAAAGCACUACGAACAGCCUCAUGGUUUGCUUGGGCUACAGAAACAGCUUCUCACAAACGUUUUAGGGGGAAAGAAUCAAAGAAUAUCAGGCGUGUCUGAGGGUACACGUAAGGUUGAGGAGGCCUUACAAGCAAAAAAGGUGCUUAUUGUUCUUGAUGACAUUAAUGAUCAUGACGUGUUAAAUGUUUUACUUGGAACAAGUACGUUACAUACACAAAGCAAGAUCAUAAUAACAACUAGGCGUCUAGAUAUGCAUGCAUCGUUUUGGCCCAUAUCCAGGGGAUGCCUGUUGUACAGACUCGAAUUGAUGAAUAAUCAUGAAGCAUUAGAGCUUUUAAGUUGUCAUGCCUUCGGAUCCAAAGUUCCUAUGGAAGGUUUCAAGGAGCUCGCUAUACAGUUAGCCCAAUAUUGUGGUGGAAACCCACUGGCUCUUAAAGUACUGGGUUCGUCUCUAUUUGUUAACCCUGAAGACCCAUGUGAAAGAAGUAGCUUAAUAGAGAUUUGGAGAAGUAGAUUGAAUUCACUGAAUUCAUUGAAAGGAGAUCUUGACUUUAAAAUCCACAGUAUACUACAAAAGAGCUUCGACUCCUUGCCGAGUUCUAGUAACAAAGAGUUGUUUCUGCAUAUUGCUAUUUUCUUUGUUGGUGAAUAUGAGGAUUAUGUGGUAAAGAUAUUGGAGCAUGACUGGCAUGCAAAAUCUGGGAUCAGGACCCUGGUUAACAGAUGCCUUCUUACUGUCUCAUCAAGUAAGAAAUUAAUGAUGCAUCAACUGGUUCAAGAGAUGGGAAGAAAAAUAGUCCUUGAAGAGUCUAAAGAUCCUGCAAAACGUAGUAGAGUGUGGCAAUAUUAUGAAUCGUAUCGUAUGUUGGAAAAAGGAGAGGGAUCAGAAACAAUUGAAGGUCUGGCACUUGACGGGGCUACAUUUCCAAACCAAAUUCCAACAACCUCUAAAACAGAUUCAUUUGCAAAGAUGGAUAACCUAAAAUUGCUCCAGCUCAAAUAUGUGAAACUCACGGGGUCCUACAAGAAUUUUCCAGAUUUAAGAUGGUUGUGCUGGCAUGGAUGUUAUUUUACCAAAAUACCCUCGGGCUUAUUGAUGAGCAGCUUGGUGGCUAUAGAUAUGAGUUAUGGAAACUUGAUAACGUUUGAACCUCCCAUGGUUCUUAAUUCGUUGAAGAUUCUGAAUCUCAAAGAGUCUUGCAAACUUGUCAGUAUCGACAAACUUUCACGGCUUCCCAAUCUUGAGACUUUGAUUCUCUGGAACUGUAGCAGUCUGACUCACGUUUGUGAAACCAUUGGAGGCCUUGAGAGUCUUGUUCUAUUGGACUUUACUGGGUGUAAGAAUCUAUGGAAGGUUUCAUCGAACAGGAAUAACAUAAAUCUACUUAAAAGGCUAAAAACUUUAUGUAUUGGUGGAGGAAUUCAAAAACAGUCCUCGUUUUCCUUACCAGACUCGUUAAAGUUUUUGUUUCUCAACAACUGCCACCUUGGGAACAACAAUGAUGUUCCAUUGGUUUUUAGUGGCCAGCCAUUAUUUUACAUGAAUUUAGGCAAUAAUAUGUUUAAAAAACUUCCCAGUUACAUUAAUCUUAAAACGCUCCGGGUACUCGAAUUGACUUUUUGUCCAAAUAUUAAAUCCCUCCUAUGUCUCCCAAGUACCCUAGAAGAGUUGUAUACAUAUUGGUGCUUUUCACUGAAGAAGAUAACAUUCGAAUCACAUCGCUUCAGAUUGAGGAAAUUUAUGUAUCAAAGUUGUAGCGGAUUGUUUGAAGUUGAAGGCCUUUUCAAAUUGGUGUCGAUAGCACAACUUGAUGAAGCAGAAUUAGGACAUAUGAAAUGGAUUAAAACUUAUAAAGCUUGUCGAGUGGACCUCGUCGGUGAUGAGAUCAGUAGAGAUAUAAUUUGGCAUACCCCGGUGUGUUUGUUCGAAUAUGGUAUUGUGAGCACAUUUCUACCACACAUACAGGAUCAAAGCAUAAGAAUGUCCGAUAAUUAUAUGUCAUCAUCUCCGUUCUUAUCCUUUCAUGUGCCUUGUUGUCCUAAGAAUCGAAGAAUCCAAGGAUUAAAUGUAACCUCCUUAUAUAGACCAUCAGGUGAUGAUGAAGAUACAUGGGUUUUGUUCACCAAAAUCAGUAAUACAACCAAGGGCCUUACUUGGAUGUACAACCCUGUGGUCUCUUGCAAACCUGGAUUCGGUGAAGAUGCUGUGUGGUUAAGCUAUUGGCCAAUUGGAAACAUGUUAGACACUGGUGAUGAAAUUAGUGUGUCCGUUAUUGUGGGGAAUGGAUUAAUAGUAAGCGGGUGUAGUGCCAGCCUUGUGUACAUGGAUGGUGAAGUAGAGUUAGAAAAAGGAAAAAAUUACACGAAAGUGGAAGAAGUUAUUGGAGGAGAUUUAUCUGAAUUUGAGUUGACUACAGGAAAGUACUAUCUCUGCCGCCGUGAUUUCUUCAAGUCAACAAUCCCUGAUUGGUUAAAGAUGUUAGUUGGUGAUGCCACAGGGUUAAAAGGAUGGAGAAAAUAUCGUCAGACACAGCACUUAGACGUGUCAUUUAUGAAGCUGGAAACGUUUAGACCCUACGAUUUUCCCAAUAUGAAAGCAUUAGUGUAAAAAACUUCCACCAACGAGGGAUGAAGGCCAAAGUGCUUACAUGAAAGGAAGGAUGUAUUUGGUAGCCAACUUCUUAUUGGUCCUUAUUUCCUUAGAUGAUUGUGUUGAACAUUUCCCAUGAGGAGCAAAUUUAGGAAAGUUUCCUUUCCUUAGUUUUUAAGUUCAUUCCGUACAUGCUUUUAGAGUUCAAUUAGGAUUCUAAUUAUGUAAAGAUGCAUUACCAUAUGUUAUCCAAGAGCAAUUAUGCAGCAUGGGCCAUAAAGGUGAAGGUCUUUAUGAAGGCUCAAGAAUUGUGUGAAGAAAGACAAGAAGGCUCUAGCCGCCAUCUAUCAAGGAAUCCCGAAAGACUUGUAGUCAAUUGUGAAGAAGAGAACGACAAUGGAAGCAUGGGAAAUGUUGAUGGUGAUGUACAUGGGUGCAGGGUAAGGACUAUAAAGGUCCAAACCCUAAGGGCAGAUAAAGGCAAAAUGUGAUAUCCUACAUACAAAGGAAUCGGAGACUAUAGAUGAUUUUGCCAUGAAGGUUAAUAACCAUGGACGAAUAAUAUGUUGUGAAAAAGUUACUUGAUUUUGUAUCAGGUAAGUUCUUGCAAAUUGCUUUAACAAUCCAACAAUUUGUAGAUCUUGAUACGAUGAUUGCAGAGAAGGUUAUUAGGAGAUUAAAGCUCAUGAAGAAAGGGUGUGGUAGAUGAGAAAAAGCAGUUUUACUGAUAGUAAUAGCAAGAUAAUAGCGACAAACUACCUAUAUUCUAUGUAGCGAUAGCGAUGAUAUAGCAACGGCUAUUUCAUUUUUAGCGAAUUUCUAUUGAAAAUUAAUAUUACUUUUUUCUUCACCGAAUUAGCAAUUAUAACUAAUAAAUAAGAUAAAAGCCAAGACUAUUAGUUCAAGUAAGUUUUAAAACACACGUAUUACCAAAAAUAAAUAAAUAAAUAAAUAAAUAAAUAAAAACAAGUGUUAAUUUAAGAUAGUGGAUGCUCUCUUUGACUUAGUCAACUAA